CUGGCUCGCGCUUCGUGGUGUGGCGGAGACGGCGGCCGUUCCCCUCCGCGGCCCCGGCCCGGCCCAGCCCGACGGAAGGCCGGCAGGCAGGCAGGCAGGCAGGCCCUCGAGGGAGCGGCGGCGGCGGCGGCGGCGCGCCCUGCGCAGAGCGAGGCCGGCCAGAGCGAGCGAGCGGGAGGAAAGCAGGCAGGAGGCCGGGGCCGGAGGCGGCGCCGCCGCCAUGAUGGAGGCCCGGCGGGCCUGAGGGAGCCGCCUCUGCCGCCGCCUCUCCGUCUGCCGGCGCGGGCCAUGGCGGGGCGGCGCGGCCUGUGAGCGGGGGGCGAGGCCAGGCGAGGCGAGGCGAGGCCGGCCCGGCCGGCGGGAGGAUGUCGUGCGUGCACUACAAGUUCUCCUCCAAGCUCAACUAUGACACGGUCACCUUCGACGGGCUCCACAUCUCGCUCUGCGACCUCAAGCGGCAGAUCAUGGGCCGCGAGAAGCUCAAGGCGGCCGACUGCGACCUCCAGAUCACCAACGCCCAGACCAAAGAAGAAUACACGGACGAUAAUGCCCUCAUUCCCAAGAACUCGUCUGUUAUUGUGAGAAGAAUUCCUAUUGGCGGGGUGAAGUGUACAAGCAAAACAUACAUUAUAAGUCGAACUGAUCCAGUGAGUGGAACUUCAAAAGCAAUUGAUGACUCUUCUGCAUCUAUUUCUCUGGCCCAGCUUACAAAGACUGCCAAUCUGGCUGAAGCCAAUGCUUCCGAAGAAGAUAAAAUUAAAGCUAUGAUGUCACAGUCUGGCCACGAAUAUGAUCCAAUCAAUUACAUGAAGAAACCCCUGGGUCCGCCCCCACCGACGUACACUUGCUUCCGUUGUGGGAAACCCGGCCAUUACAUAAAGAACUGCCCAACCAACGGGGACAAGAAUUUUGAGUCUAUUCCCAGGAUAAAAAAGAGCACAGGAAUUCCUCGAAGCUUUAUGAUGGAGGUGCAAGACCCAACCACCAAGGGCGCCAUGCUUACCAACACAGGGAAAUACGCCAUCCCAACUAUCGAUGCAGAGGCUUAUGCUAUAGGCAAGAAAGAGAAGCCCCCUUUCCUGCCUGAAGACCCCUCUUCUUCAUCAGAAGAGGAGGACCCGAUUCCUGAUGAGCUGCUGUGUUUGAUCUGCAAAGAUAUAAUGACUGAUGCCGUGGUCAUCCCCUGUUGUGGAAACAGCUACUGUGACGAAUGUAUCAGGACGUCACUGCUGGAAUCAGAGGAACACACCUGCCCAACUUGUCAUCAGACGGAUGUUUCUCCCGAUGCUUUAAUUGCCAACAAAUUUUUACGCCAGGCUGUCAAUAACUUCAAGAACGAAACUGGCUACACAAAGCGGCUCCGUAAGCAAGCCCAGCCCCCUCGGCAGGCAGCUCCUCGGAACGUGCCUUCCAUGCUGAGGGCAGCUGUAUCGAGGCAGCAAGACCCCCUGAUGGCUCCACCCCCUUCUGCUCCGGUUCAUUCAGCCGCCUCCCUCACUUUGCCGCUGGCGUCAACAGCAACAGCGUUGCCAGUCAACCCGUCUGCCUCUGCACCCGCUGGUGAGGUCCCAGCACCCAUAGCCAUGGCUAUUCACUCGGACAAGCCUGAAGGACCUUUCCGUGAGGGCGAUGGUGUUGGCCCAGCGGCUGCUCACGCGACGGCCUCGGAACACUCCAAGCCACCUUCCUCGUUAUCUGUUAGUACUGUCAUGGAGGAGAAGGGCUAUCAGGUUCCUGUGCUUGGGCAGCCAGCCUUGCCAGGACAGCUGGGUCCUCACGGGCAUUCAAUCCCCACCAUGGGUCAACCAAUGAGGCCCAACCCUGUACGCUCUGCAGGCGGCCGGUCAGGCUGGGAGCCAAGUUCAAACCGAGGACGCCCGCAUAGUGACCGCACACAAAGGACUCAGGCCCCAACACUGCCAGCAUCAACCCAAGUGUUUGUGCCCGUGCCGCCUCCUCCUCCCCCCCUGUAUCCUCCUCCCCCCCACGCACUCCCUCUUCCACCGGGGGUGCCUCCGCCACAGUUUCCUCCUCAGUUUCCACCGGGUCAGCCUCCACCUGCUGGGUACACUGUCCCCCCUCCGGGAUACCCCCCGGCUCCAGCAAACAUAUCAACACCUUGGGUACCAACACCAGUGCCAACGGCUCACUCAAAUGCCAUCCCAACGACACAACCACCUCCUCUAUCUAGGGAGGAGUUUUACAGAGAACAACGGAGACUUAAAGAGGAGGAGAAGAAGAAGUCAAAACUUGAUGAGUUUACAAAUGAUUUUGCUAAGGAACUGAUGGAAUACAAAAAAAUCCAGAAGGAGCGCAGGCGUUCUUAUUCCCGCUCCAAAUCGCCGUAUAGUGCAUCCUCGUAUUCGAGAAGUUCCUAUACGUACUCCAAGUCGCGAUCUGGCUCAUCCCGCUCUAGGUCAUACUCCCGGUCAUUUAGCCGUUCCCAUUCCCGCUCCUACUCACGGUCACCCCCAUAUCCACGGAGGGGCAGAGGGAAAAGCCGGAAUUAUCGUUCCAGAUCACGAUCCCAUGGAUAUCAUCGCUCAAGGUCCAGAUCACCACCCUACCGAAGAUACCAUUCUCGAUCAAGGUCUCCAGUUUAUAGGGGCCAGUCCCCAAAUAAGCGCCCUGUUUCUCAGGGAGAAGGGGAAAGGGAAUACUUCAAUCGAUACCGAGAAGUCCCAGCCUAUGAUAUGAAAGCAUACUAUGGCAGGUCUGUGGACAUGAGAGGCGACCCGUUUGAAAAGGACCGAUUCCGUGAGUGGGAGAACUACAGAGAAUUGUGCGAGAAAUAUUACAAGGGCUUUCCAGCUGGGGCCCAGCCCAGACCUCUGUUGAAUAGAGAGAACUUCUCCCCAGAGCGAUUUGGCCCACCAGGACCUCGGCGAGAGAAUUCUCCAUAUAUUCGAGGUCGUAGAGAUGAAUACGCUGGGGGACCAGGCCAUCGAAAUCGUGGCAUAGGCACUGGCUAUUCUGAAAAGCUGCCAGUCAGAGAAGGCCACAGUAUGAAAGAAAUUGCAAAAGGGAAAGAGAAGGAAGCUGAAAAUGCCCCAGGAGAUGGGAAAGGAAAUAAACAUAAGAAGCACCGGAAGAGAAGGAAGGGAGAGGAAGGUGCAGGCUUUCUCCCCGGUGCUGACCUGUCGGAAGGCUCGCGGAAGUCCAGGGACCCUCCUGCAGGGGAAGACAGCAAACCUGACCCCCUCUUCAUGCUCCCAAGCAGGGACGAUGCGACUCCUGUCCGGGAUGAGCCUAUGGAAGCGGAUUCAGUCGCCUUCAAGCCUUUGUCUGACAAGGAGAGGAAGGAAAAGCCAAAGGGAAAGACUGAGAAGGCCAAGCGCAAACCAGAGGGCAUGGCCACCCCCAAGAAAGACGUGCCAGUGAGACUGAUGAAAGCACCCCCAGAGAAACAGGAGACUGAUCGUGAAAAGUCCCCACGCGCUGACCUUCCUCCCAGAAAAGUGAAGGAAGAGGUGCCCAAGGCUGAGACUAGCAAAUCUUUAUCCUCUCAGAAGGACGAGAAGCCGCCUGGCACACCACGGAAAGUUCACCUCCGAGCCACAAAAGAGCAUUCAGAAACCAGAUCCGCCAAGGAGGAGAAAGCUAAGAAAGAGCACCCCAAGGACAUCAAACCAGAGAAGCAGCCACCAAGCAAGGAGGAGAAGUCCAAGAAACCCACAGACAGAAGCAAAGCUGCAGAAGCAAAGACAGAGAAGAGGAAAAGGAAAGGUGAGGAGAAAGCAGAGAAGGAUCAAGAAGCUGCCCCACAAGUAAAACUUCCCAAACAAGACGUUGCAGAGCUGAAGCUGUCGCCCAAGGGCCAAACAGAGCCCGAGGGUGAAAAGGCAGCCAGGAGCCCGGAAAAAGAGAAGACAGUUUCGCCGGUUGUGCCAGCGAAGAAGAUAAAGCUGAACCGAGAAACUGGCAAGAAGAUUGUCAGUGCUGAAAAUGUGCCCCCUCUUAAAGACCCUCCUGUUGAGAAGCCUGAGCCAGCCAGUAGCAAAGGAAAGCCAGAGAAAACGAAAGGAAAGCUGAGGAGGAAAAUGGCAGCAGGGGAUGGAUCCACUUCCACGCUGGUUGAUUACCCCAGCACCAGCUCAGCUGGAGGCAGCCCUGUGCGGAAGUCAGAAGAGAAGGUCGACACGAAGCGAACUGUCAUUAAGACCAUGGAAGAAUACAACAACGAUAUCACGGCCCCUGCAGAAGAUGUCAUCAUCAUGAUCCAGGUUCCUCAGUCUAAAUGGGACAAAGACGAAUUCGACUCCGAGGAGGAGGAAGAGGUGAAGUCUGCACAACAAGUUCCUUCUGCUGUUGGGAAACCCGCGAGCGUCAUAAAAAGCAUCAGCAUGAAGCCUCCCAUCAAACACCUUGAAAAAGAUCCUGAGCCUUUAGAGAAAAAUGCAAAGGUCUUGAAAGAGCCCAGUCAUGAGAGUUCCCAGCCUGACUCCAAAAGUACAGUAUUGAACGAAAAAUUAAAAAACAGGGAUCGGGACCAUUCCGCCUCCGACAGAGACUCUUCUGAGAAAAAGAAGAUUGGGAUCCAGCCAGAGAAAGAGCGCUCUGAGCAAGGGACUAAGAGCAGUUCUUCUCACUCUUCCAAAGAGAGCAGGUCUUCAGAGAAACAUGACUCUAUCCAUGGAUCUUCUGCCAGGGACUUUACUCCUACCUGGGAUAAGAAGUAUGACUAUGACAGCAGCAGAGACCAUUCAAGUUCAAAGCGAAGAGAGGAAAGGAGCGAGGUCUCCCGGAAGAAAGCCUCGCCUUCCCGAAGUCGGGAGUCUGCCUCUUCUGGACAAAAGAAUAAGCUGAGGGAUGAGCGAUCAGACCAGUCCAAAAAGGGAGCUGGGGACUCCAGGCGGAGCAGUUACAGCCCUCCAAGGGACCGGAAGCAGAGUGAGCAGAAGGCUGCCUCCAGGCGUUCAGCAGAACAUUGCAGAUCCCAAGAGAGAAGCUCUGGCAAAGAGAGAGAGAAGCACCCAUCAUCGGAGACCCGAAGCAACAGAGAGAGGAUGGGUGGGAACAAGCCCUUGUGUCGAGGGCGCUCUCCGGAGACAAGAGAGCCAGGGACUGUGCCGAACGACAAGAGCACCUCCAAACCAAAGCCUCAGCCAAGCCACUCUUCCCGACUGUCUUCUGACCCAACCAGAGAAACGGAUGAGGCCGCCUUUGUCCCAGACUACAAUGAAAGUGACAGUGACAGCCACACAUCUGCCAAAGAGGACAACUUCCCAGGCAGAAGUGCCAGGGAUGGGAAGGAGAAGACCGCCCACAAAUCUCAAGACGCUUUGGCGGCGGCGCCAGCAGCCCCACCUGGCGGGAGCAGUCAGAGCAGCCGUAGCCAAAGCCCCUCCGAAAGCCAAGGCCGCAGCAGCAGUGCCAGCUCUGCCGACAGCCAAGACAGCAAGAAGAAGAGGAAGAAGAAAGACAAGAAGAAGCACAAGAGGCACAAGAAGCACAAGAAGCACAAGAAGCACGCAGGCACGGAGUCAGAGUUGGAGAAAAGCCAAAAACACAAACAUAAGAAGAAGAAGUCCAAGAAGAGCAAAGACAAGGAGAGGGAGAGGGAGCGAGAGGACCAAAAACCCAAGGCGGCUGUGGGGGUCUGAGGGUCUGGCGGCCCUCUUUCAGACCCUUGGCUGGAAUGUAGACCCAGAGAGCCUUGUAAAAAACGCCACGACAGGCCCCAGGCUGCACUUAC
Molecule: messenger RNA, 5695 nt
Organism: Eublepharis macularius
Lineage: Eukaryota; Metazoa; Chordata; Lepidosauria; Squamata; Eublepharidae
Gene: RBBP6
Product: RB binding protein 6, ubiquitin ligase
Exons: 17
Coding region: 366-5603 (1745 amino acids)
Biological process (GO): ubiquitin-dependent protein catabolic process; mRNA processing; protein ubiquitination
Cellular component (GO): nucleus
Molecular function (GO): ubiquitin protein ligase activity; zinc ion binding; nucleic acid binding
Source: RefSeq, a predicted model, not a curated record